UUUCCUGCUAUAAAUGCUUUCAUUUGCCCAAGACUCAUACUGGGAGUGGCUCCAAACUGUUCUUCCUUUUAGCCAGGUUCUUAUGCAUUUCUUGACAUCAAGAAUUAGCUUUGUAUUCUAGGGAGAAUGUGCCCUAGUCCAUUUUCAGACAGGGCCUGACAAGAAAAUCAAUACAUUUCACAGAUCUUUUCUCUCUGAUAAGCUCUGCGCAAGGGAUGAAUCAUGGGACAGAGUUAUUAUGGGGCUAGUUUUCAAAGAGAUUUGGUUUCCUAACUCAUGGCAGUGCUUUUAAAAAGCAAAGUAGGUACCUGAAUACCACCAGCAGUCUGACCUUAGGAGUUCUAAGUGAGAUGAUGACAGUUGUCACAAUCCUUGAACUGAGUCAAGAAAGUUGCUAAGGAGAGAGCUACUGGAGCUAAGGUGAUGACCGACUAUUGUAAUAGAUGUCUGUAUAUGAAAAGAAAAGUACAUCACUACAAUUUCUAGAGAUACUAAAUAGAUGCUGUCCAGUUCAGUAUUUAAAAGCAGCUACAAGUCUAGCAUAGAUCAUGAGGCCAACCUACUUACUCAGAAGGCAUAGAAGUGAAGAGACAUCUAUCCUGAGUACUAGCACAAGAGAAGAGGGAGCAGGCCUACCACAAGGCAUUACUAAUUGAAAGAGAAAAAACAGAAGAGCAGACCUUCAUGCUUCCUCCAUCUGUUUUCACCCUCUAACUAUUUAAAUCACACUUCUGUGCGCUCGGCAAUUGAUAUAUCAACAUCAGGUCCUUUUUUACUCAUAACAGGGAUUAGUUCUUUUUUGUAGACUAAAGGGCAAGAAAAUAAACCAUUGUGGAUAAGGACUGUAUUUAUAAUCUUCAAUUACUGGAAGACCUGUAUGAUAUAAUCUUCUAUAAAGGUCCUCUUGGGCUUGUGUUUGACUUGCCACAUCUCACACUGAGCAGUUUUCCCUCUACUGGAACUCUGACUGUGUACUUACUACAGUCAGGUUUUUAGGACUGUAUGUUAACCAUUGCACCCGUGAAAACACUCAUGCGGACACAUAGCUCCUUCUUCCAUGGUUUAAAAGAAAACAUGGACAAAACCAAGGGAAAAGCCAACUCCAUACACUGAAAAAAAUAACAUCCAUGAGGACUGCAACCACCCAACAAGCUUUCAGCCACAGGUGUUACUUCUUAUAAUUAAACAAGCACUGCAUAUGGAAGUAGUUCUGUCUUAAUGCAUCUUUAGCAGUGGUUUCCAGGAGCUGCUUGCUUUCCCUACUCUGUAGCUUUCUUCUGAAUGGUUCCUCUUUUUGAUGAUAAUUCAAGUGAACAGUCAAAAUCUACCCGGAGAAAGAGAGUGCUUCCAUCUUGGAUGCUGGAAGAAGAUCUCCUGGUUGAGAGAAUUUCUGAGCCUGUACCGAAAGGAGGUAAUAGAAUGAAAAAAGGGCAAGGAUGGGGAGAAAGUAAUAUGAAGUCAUUAGAAUCAGAAGUAAAUGUGCAGCAGAAAAAAAGAUCAGCUUCUGAAGAAACUAUGGAGGAUUUUGAAGGUGAAGAGGAAGAUCAAAAGAAAAGAAGCUGUCUUUCCAUCCCUGUUCCUUCAUCUCAGAAUACAUCUGGAUUUCCUCUUGAGAAUACCAUGAGAAACAUGGAAGGCAAUGGCAAGACUGGAUCAAAAAACCAUGGAAGUUCUUUGGAAAAAAAUGAUAGGCAGCUGAAUAGUAAACGGUCCAAAAAAGUAGGUCAGAUCUCCAGUAAAGACAAUAGAAUUGAGGAAACAGAAAACAAAGAGCCCAUUACUGGUUCUCCAAGCCAACAAGCUCACUGGGGCAGGACUUCCCAAAAUUUUGAUGCCCAGGAAGGGAUUCUUGAGCCUGAUGCAAAUCUGGAUUAUGAGACUGAAAUUUCUGAUUCAACCAGAAGUGCAGAUGCUUCAGAAAGCUCCAGACAAAUCAAGCGUAAGAGGACACCUUGCAUGUAUGGAUCAGGCUGUUACAGGAAGAAUCCCAUUCACUUUCAGCAGUUCAGUCACCCUAAUGAUGAUGACUAUUAUGAAACAGAGAUCAUAGCUCAGGAUAACAACGAUAACCGGCCUGAAUGUCCGUAUGGAACAGCUUGUUACAGGAAGAAUCCUCAGCACAAGCUAGAAUACAAGCACACUGCACCUCCAGUAACUGAAAGAGCAACCCGACAAAGAACUUCAAAAAAUGAAGAUGUUGUCAAAAGGCCUGAUACUGUUUUCCAGGUGCUGGAAGAAAAGUCAGUAAGGAAAACUUUAAGUGAUCACAUGGGAAAAAGAGCUGUAGAGAAAGAUAGCGCCAGCGAUGAUGAACCAAAUGAAUAUGACCUUGAUGACAGCUUUAUAGAUGAUGAGGAAGAGGAGUGUGACCCUACUGAUGAAGACUCUGACUGGGAGCCAAGUUCAGAAGACAAGGAUAAUGAAGAUGUUGAAACACUUUUGCAAGAAGCACGUAGAUUUGUUAAGACCAAAAUAUAGCUGCACAGAACAACAUUAUGUGUCUGAUCUGGUUGUGUUAAAACAUGGAUGCGCAAGGACAGGAACUGCUUUGAAAACUGGUUUUUCCUCAGUGAUGUAGGCACUACAGAAAGAUUUUAAUGAGGGUGAGGGGAUUCAGCAAAGCCUUUCAUUUCCAUAUGUAUUAUUUUGUUGGGGUUUCUUGUUUCAUUAAGUGGUAGAGCCAGAGGACUGAGCUCUGAAGUUUUUGUUUUUUUUUCCCCUUCAUCUAUUUCUUUUGCAACACCAUUGGUGUCUUUUAGUUUGAAAGGUUGUUAAUGCUUCACCUAUACUUAAAAGAAACAUUUGCAUUAGGAAAGCCUUUUAUUUUGUUGAAAUGCAAUAUAUAUAUAUAUAUAUAUAUAUAUAUAUGCACACUGUGUUGAAUGAAGAGGAGUUAUGCUUCACACCUGCAGUAUUGCAGACCUACUUGGCCAUUGCUAGGGAGUCUGUAAACCAGUUUUUUAAUGUUCUUUUAAGUUGGUGCAGUCUUAAACUUCAUUAUUCUGCUCCUAGCUUUCCUCUCAGGUGUCAUUUCUUUGAUUCUCUUAAUGUACAGUAGUUAAAUACAGGUUGUUUAAAGAGGCACUUGAGAACAGUAUCUCAGUGUAUUGAACCACUCGGUUGUCUCCACAACAACUAAUGUAUUUGUUCUCGUUACAGCAGUAUCAUUUGCCGUGCCUGUACAUCACUGGAAUUAUGUUCAAUUCGCAACAAAUCCAAAAGUCUUGGUGACUGUAUUUUUGCACAAUUAAACUUGUACCACAGUGUGGGAAAUACCU
This is a messenger RNA of Pezoporus flaviventris, 3278 nucleotides long. RefSeq names its product aprataxin and PNKP like factor (gene APLF). The transcript is spliced from 9 exons. Gene Ontology annotation, molecular function: DNA-(apurinic or apyrimidinic site) endonuclease activity; 3'-5' exonuclease activity. The coding region runs from base 1282 to 2478 and encodes 398 amino acids. Gene Ontology annotation, biological process: double-strand break repair. The record is from RefSeq and is a predicted model, not a curated record. Gene Ontology annotation, cellular component: site of double-strand break; nucleus. Lineage: Eukaryota; Metazoa; Chordata; Aves; Psittaciformes; Psittacidae.